AUGGCGCCAAAGACCCCUGCCACAGCUGAACCCGGUGACGACGUGAAGCUCCUGAAGCUCCUGCGGGUGGCCAAAACAGGCAGUGCUGCUCCACUGCAGAAUCAAUACCAAGCUGUCGUCUCUCUCUCUCUCUCUACGCAGCACGACGUUGAGGCUCUCGUCUAUCGAUCUUAUCAGGGACACCGCCAUCUGUCCCCUUCGGCAUACCGGCCACUGGUCACUGGUCACAAUGCCGCCGUGCACGACCAGAGGAGAGUUAUGUGGAUGGAUGAAUGGAUGGAUGGAUGGAAAAACGACGACACUGUCGAUUGA
Messenger RNA from Colletotrichum higginsianum IMI 349063, 312 nucleotides. RefSeq lists its product as uncharacterized. NCBI's taxonomy places the organism in Eukaryota, Fungi, Ascomycota, Sordariomycetes, Glomerellales, Glomerellaceae. The record is from RefSeq and is a predicted model, not a curated record. The coding region runs from base 1 to 312 and encodes 103 amino acids. The transcript has a single exon.